Messenger RNA from Eruca vesicaria subsp. sativa (arugula), 729 nucleotides. NCBI's taxonomy places the organism in Eukaryota, Viridiplantae, Streptophyta, Magnoliopsida, Brassicales, Brassicaceae. The record is from the annotation of a GenBank genome assembly.
AUGCAAUUUCUCAUUAUACAUAGUGUUUUUUCAUUGAAUCUUACCAAUGAGUAUCUAAACCACAAAUGCCUCCUUAAUCAAGGGAAAUAUAACUUUGGAAGUGAGUACGAGUACAACCUCAACUCCAUCAUCGAUUACAUUCGUACUAGUCCUUAUGGGGUUGGUUCCACAAAAGUAAGUCGUGGAAAUACAACAGCCAAUUUUGCUCAAAUCAUUGUCCAAUGUCGUGGUGACUCUUAUGGGAAUAAAAUUAGCUUUACAUGCUUUGACACCGCAAUUUCUGGGUUUCGUAAGAGAUGUCCGAAUAACAAAGGAGGAAUGAUAUGGUACGACCAAUGUUUUCUCUAUGUUAGCACGGUCGAUGUAGAACUUCCGGGCAAUACUAUUUACAAGAAUAUUUUUUCUAUGCACAAUCCAAAAAAAGUGAGAGGGGAUACAAAACUGUUUGCCAAUAGAGCAAUAGAUUUUCUUUCUGAGCUAACACUUAAACUCCAGAAACCCAACAAUAUACUCCAUCUCCCCGUAUUUUACGCGGCAGGGGAAAAGAAGGUAGGGAAAAAUACAUUAUAUGCAAUGGUGCAAUGUCUAGAUGUAUCAUUAGAUUGUACAAGUUGUUUGAAAGGGAGUAUCACAAAACUUUUCAAGAAGAACGACAUUAAACAAGGAGCGAGAGUUUUAGGUUCGAAUUGUUUUGUAAGGUAUGAGCUAUACCCUUUUCUUAGGAGUUAA